Cucumis sativus (cucumber) is the source of this 2022-nucleotide messenger RNA. Its product is annotated as calcium-dependent protein kinase 8. Gene Ontology annotation, molecular function: calcium ion binding; calcium/calmodulin-dependent protein kinase activity; calmodulin binding. Gene Ontology annotation, cellular component: cytoplasm; nucleus. NCBI's taxonomy places the organism in Eukaryota, Viridiplantae, Streptophyta, Magnoliopsida, Cucurbitales, Cucurbitaceae. The coding region runs from base 1 to 1596 and encodes 531 amino acids. The transcript is spliced from 8 exons. Gene Ontology annotation, biological process: protein autophosphorylation; peptidyl-serine phosphorylation; intracellular signal transduction. The record is from RefSeq and is a predicted model, not a curated record.
AUGGGGAAUUGCUGUGCUACUCCGGCUACUCCUUCAGGGAAGCAGCACAAGGGGAAGAACAAGAAGCAGAACCCAUUUGCAGCUGAUUAUGUAGUGAGCAAUGGCAAUGGUGGUGGGAACUGGGUGUUGAAAGAUCCAACGGGCCGAGACAUUUCUGCCUUGUAUGAUCUGGGAAGCGAGCUUGGAAGAGGUGAAUUUGGAGUAACGUAUUUGUGUACCGAUAGAAACACUGGAGAGAAACUUGCUUGUAAAUCGAUAUCGAAAAAGAAGCUGAGGACUGCUGUGGAUAUUGACGAUGUGAGGAGAGAAGUUGAAAUUAUGAAGAAUUUGCCUAAGCAUCCGAAUAUUGUGUCAUUGAGAGAUACUUAUGAGGAUGAACAGGCUGUUCAUAUUGUUAUGGAGCUUUGUGAAGGUGGGGAGUUGUUUGAUAGGAUUGUUGCGAGGGGUCAUUACACCGAAAGAGCUGCUGCAGUUGUCAUGCGGACCAUUGUUGAAGUUGUGCAGAUGUGUCAUAAAAACGGUGUUAUGCAUCGCGAUCUCAAGCCAGAGAACUUCCUUUUUGGAAAUAAGAAAGAAACGGCUCCAUUAAAGGCAAUUGAUUUUGGGUUAUCAGUGUUCUUCAAACCUGGUGAGCGGUUUAAUGAAAUCGUUGGAAGUCCGUAUUACAUGGCUCCAGAGGUCCUGAAAAGGAACUAUGGUCCGGAAGUUGAUGUUUGGAGUGCUGGGGUCAUUCUCUAUAUUUUACUUUGUGGUGUCCCACCUUUUUGGGCAGAAACCGAACAGGGGGUGGCACAGGCUAUCAUCCGAUCAGUAAUUGAUUUCAAGAGGGACCCUUGGCCUAUAGUGUCUGACAAUGCGAAGGAUCUUGUGAAGAAAAUGCUUGAUCCCGACCCCAAAAAGCGACUCACUGCUCAAGAAGUUCUUGAACAUCCGUGGUUACAAAAUGCCAAAAAGGCACCAAAUGUUUCAUUGGGUGAGACUGUGAAAGCAAGGCUAAAGCAGUUUUCUGUUAUGAACAAGCUGAAGAAAAGAGCUCUACGGGUUAUUGCUGAGCAUUUAUCAGUUGAGGAAGUGGCUGGAAUCAAAGAGGCAUUUGAAAUGAUGGAUACUGGCAAAAGAGGGAAGAUAAACCUUGACGAGCUUCGCGUUGGACUACAAAAACUAGGCCAGCAGAUUCCUGACCCUGAUCUUCAGAUACUUGUUGAAGCUGCUGAUCUUGACGGUGAUGGAACAUUGAAUUAUUCAGAGUUCGUGGCUGUUUCUGUCCAUCUUAAGAAGAUGGCCAAUGAUGAACACCUACACAAAGCUUUUUCAUUCUUUGAUAAAAACCAGAGCGGCUACAUAGAGAUUGAAGAGCUAAGAAAUGCACUUAAUGACGAUGACGAGACUAACGGUGAGGACGUUGUCAAUGCCAUAAUGCACGACGUGGACACAGACAAGGAUGGGCGCAUAAGCUACGAGGAGUUUGCAGCUAUGAUGAAGGCGGGUACAGAUUGGAGAAAAGCGUCGAGACAAUACUCACGAGAAAGAUUUAACAGUCUGAGUUUAAAGUUAAUGAGAGAUGGAUCAUUACAUCUAACUAACGAAGCUAGAUGAAUCACAAACCUUGGAAGCUGAUUUAUUUUGUGGAUUUGGAUGGAUAGAUACCGGGAAGAAAUUACUCUGAAAUUUUUUCUUUUUUCUUUCCCCAACUUGAAUAUGUUUUACUUGGUUAGAACAGACAUUUUGGGAUAGCCAGAAUUAGAAUGGAGGUCUAAAAAGGGUCUCUUGAAAUAUUUAUUUUUAUCUUUAGGGUGUCUGUUUUGGGGUAGUUGAUAUCAGAGAAGACCACCAAGUUGUAGAGAGGGAGAGAGAGAGAGGGGGGGUAAAAAAGAACAAGAACAUAGUGCUGGUUGAGGACCUCAAAAGUGUGUGAUUGUGUGUACAUAAUCAAUCAAUUAGGCCAACAAGUGAUUUCAUUUACUGUUGCAAUGUAAGAAUUUGGUUGAAUCUUACUCUUACAUUUAAUUUUUUAUUUUUCAA